UUGUUGGUUGCGUUGGGGGUUUGAAUUAUGCCAUUUUUACACUGAUUUGCCUUGGUGGGGAUGACUGUUCUAAUUCGUUUAUCUUUGAUUUUUGUUCCAAUUAAAAUUCAACGUUUUAAUGCCAUGCAGAGUCAAUUCCGACCAGAAAUUCAGAAAUUUAAUGAUCGAACAAAGGAGGCAAAAAGAGAGGGAGAUCACAUGCUUGGUUUGUUUUGUAAAAUUUUUUAAAUUUUUAUUUUAGUUUAUCAAAUAAUGAUGGAACAAAAGGAUUUUUUGAAACAAAAGGAUAUAAGUCCUGUUAAAUAUAUGCCGCUAAUCGCUUCAAACUCUUUGGUAUUUAUGUCACAGUUCUUUGCUAUAAGAAAUAUGGCUGUUGCUAAAUAUCCAGGUUUUCAAGAUGGAGGGAUUUAUUGGUUCACAGACCUCACUGUUGGCGAUCCUUAUUGGAUUUUACCUGCCAUCUCUGCAAUUACAGUUCACUUCGUUUUUAAGAGUGGUGUAGAUAUAGGAUCUUUGGAUGCGUCUCCAAUAAUGCGUCCAGUUCUCUUAUAUGCUUUUCCAGCUGUUGCACUUUGUGUUUAUUGGGUUACAAACAAUGUGCUUUCCAUGUUUAUAUCAUUCACACUUAAAAGGGAUUCUGUUCGGCGUUUAUUGGAUUUACCCGAAACUGUUGCGUACAAUAAAUCUGGAAAGGCAGAACUUAAACAAGCUUACCAGGAAUGGACAAACAAUGCUGCUAAUCAAUGGUCUUCACGUAAAAAUAUCAGACAAGAGGAUUAUGAACAAUUUCAAAAAGCGGGAAGGGGAAAACCAAUUCUUUUAGUAGAAAAUCGAGAAUUAGAAAAUGAAGAGAAACCAAAAUUGGCGAUUAAAAAAACAAUUUAA
Molecule: messenger RNA, 885 nt
Organism: Meloidogyne enterolobii
Lineage: Eukaryota; Metazoa; Nematoda; Chromadorea; Rhabditida; Meloidogynidae
Source: the annotation of a GenBank genome assembly